AAUAAGAAUUUCAUCCCACUAAAUGAAUUCAAGAACAAUAGUAUUUUCUAUGAUAUUCUCUGCUUUUUCUCCUGAAUACAUGAUGUUUUUGAUAUUAUAUGAUACAGGAGCAGGGAUUAGGUUCAGAUAUUUUGGAUGGUUUAAAGAAAGAAGUAAAUCAAAUGCAUGCCUAGCCAGAAUUAGCGGCAUGCAUGCAUUUAUUUUUAUGAGAGCAUUCAUCCAAGCCAAGGUGUUAAGGUCUUUGUCUGUGACUGUCUUGCAGUAUGAACCAUGGCAUCCAAGGAAAUAUUCGUCAGUUUUAAAUAGGAGAUGGCCCAUUUGUAAGUGUAAUGCUUCUGUCCUGGAAACUCUAGGGCAGAUUUGGGCCAUUCAUUGAAAUAGUACUACCUGCCCUACAUUCGUUAAAGCAAGGACACUGCCCUAUUACACCUUGCCCUGCUGGCCGCCAUUAUGGACCAAGAGAGUAGGAGGGGUCUUCUUCAGUCUGCCCCAGUUUACCUGAAGCAGACUUCUGUGUCCUGGGACCUCCACUAAUUAAUGGAUGCUUGUCCUGGUGCCUCUCAAGCCAUGCCAACUUGUAUUAUCUGUAAGACUCCACAAAUUCAUGAAUAAGCCUAGUUCUCUCAG
Rubroshorea leprosula is the source of this 627-nucleotide messenger RNA. The record is from the annotation of a GenBank genome assembly. NCBI's taxonomy places the organism in Eukaryota, Viridiplantae, Streptophyta, Magnoliopsida, Malvales, Dipterocarpaceae.